Molecule: messenger RNA, 1532 nt
Organism: Zea mays
Lineage: Eukaryota; Viridiplantae; Streptophyta; Magnoliopsida; Poales; Poaceae
Exons: 7
Coding region: 61-1287 (408 amino acids)
Biological process (GO): regulation of DNA-templated transcription
Molecular function (GO): DNA binding; DNA-binding transcription factor activity
Source: RefSeq, marked provisional
CCGCUGCUCACCCCGUCCUAGACGCGAGGCGACGACGCCUCCCUAUCCCUCUCCUCCGCAAUGGCCAGGCCCCGCAAGAACGGCGGUACCGACGAGGAUGAUGCUAACGCCGCCACGGGAGCCACCGGGAAGCCGAAGAAGCUGAUGAAGCGGGCGCGGAGGAAGAGCGAGAGCCCCUCCCCGCGCAGCUCCGCGUACCGCGGCGUCACACGGCACCGGUGGACGGGGCGGUUCGAGGCGCACCUGUGGGACAAGGACGCCCGCAACGGCUCCCGGAGCAAGAAAGGCAAGCAAGUUUAUCUCGGCGCGUACGACGACGAGGACGCGGCGGCGCGCGCGCACGACCUGGCGGCGCUCAAGUACUGGGGCCCCGCCGGCACCGUCCUCAACUUCCCGCUGAGCGGCUACGACGAGGAGCGGAGGGAGAUGGAGGGGCAGCCCCGGGAGGAGUACGUCGCGUCGCUGCGGCGGCGGAGCAGCGGCUUCGCGCGAGGGGUGUCCAAGUACAGGGGCGUUGCCAGGCAUCAUCACAACGGGAGAUGGGAGGCGAGGAUCGGGCGCGUGUUAGGCAACAAGUACCUCUAUCUCGGCACUUACGCAACACAAGAGGAGGCGGCAGUGGCGUAUGACAUGGCGGCUAUAGAACACCGCGGCUUCAACGCGGUCACCAACUUCGACAUCAGCCAUUACAUCAACCACUGGCAUCGACAUUGCCAUGGCCCCUGCGACGGCAGCCUCGGCGCGAUGGACGUCGCACCGAACGUCUCGCUCGAACUAGACCUACUCGAGUGCCCGGCCACCGUCGGCCUCGGCCUCGAGGAGACCACGGGCGACGAUGAAUUCCACAACCGCGAGGACUACCUGGGGCACCUUUUCGGCGUGCAGCAGCUUCCCGACGAGAUGGGGCCGCCGGCUCAUCAGAUGGCACCAGCAUCGUCGGCGCUCGAUCUGGUGUUGCAGUCGCCUAGGUUCAAGGAGCUGAUGCAACAGGUUUCCGCGGCGGGAGCCUCCGAGACCAACGGCGGCAGCAUGCGUAGCUCGCCAUCAACGUCCCUGUGUUCGUUCUCGCCUUCGCCUCUGGAGCUGCCAUCGCCGCCGCUACAGCAACCUACUGAAUUCAUCGAUGGCGCGCCGCCGCGGUGCAGCUUCCCGGAUGACGUGCAGUCGUUCUUCGAUUUCAAGAACGAUAACGACAUGAGCUUCGUCUACGCGGAGGUUGACACAUUCCUCUUCGGCGACCUAGGCGCAUACGCUCCGCCAAUGUUCGACUUCGACCUGUACGAGUGAUCAGGAUCCGACUGCCAGCGUUCCAAGACGCCAGUGUUGUUAAAAUGGCUUCAUAAUUUUUGUUUAUGAUGAUGAUGAGAUGACUGCUAUCAAGGUUUACUUGAAAGAGGUAGGAUUAGUUAUUUAUUCUCGCCCUUUUUUCAAAUAGCUAGAAGAGGAAAAUAUGCUUCUCUUUUUUUCUUUUUUCCCUAAAAGGCUCAAAGGUGUAUACAAGUCGUCACGAAGAACUAAUUGACAUUGAUGAC